Molecule: messenger RNA, 1152 nt
Organism: Zootermopsis nevadensis
Lineage: Eukaryota; Metazoa; Arthropoda; Insecta; Blattodea; Termopsidae
Molecular function (GO): protein binding
Source: RefSeq, a predicted model, not a curated record
GACCUUGUGUCAGAAGAUUGAUCGAGCUAUGGUGGAGGCCUUGUCUCGUUUUGAAGAUCAAACAUUGGAAGAAUUUUGUAGAACGACUCGAAUUUUCAUUGUACUGAUGGCUAUGAAGUAUCAGUACCGCGAGUUGAGAGCCGUCACCUGGGGAGAUAUUCACAGCCCUUACUCCGGCUCUGGACAUCAAAAGUGCUUCUACGCCGGCAGUUUGCUGGACGACUUCUUCAGGUACCUGCGAAUGGCCCGCCAUUGUUCAAACCCCUAUUGGUUAAUCACCUUCGUACCAUACACAAACGGCAUUGACAAACUGCGUGAUCGGUGCUUGAUAUUCAAGAACCACUUCGAGGAAAGAACUGAGAAAUUUAAACGCGAUUAUUCCAUCUCUGGGGCAAAGCUUAUUGACCUUUGCCAUCGCUUGAUGCGGAGACAGGUCAGGAUGACCCCACAUGAACAGGCGGUGACAGUCAAUGGAACGGAAUGCUACAUCAACCUUCCAUAUAGGGUGCCUUACACUUGGUUCAAUUGCCUGCCUUCAUCUCAAGCUCAACCUAAUCAGAGGAGCGAAGAGCAGAGAUCGAUAUAUCUGCGCAUGCGCCAACUAUUUGAUGGCAGGAACCAUUUCGUCCUGGAGAAGAUUCAUCACGAAAAAGAACUGGUAAUUCGGAAAGGACACGAAACGUUAGCAUUAAAAUACAUCGUACCUUCCUUUUACAACUCGAUUCACCAGAAUUAUGGCUAUUUAUUUUUUUGUGGAAAAAUGGAUGGGUUUUCCGGUGGCCGCAAUUUCUUCAAAGAAAGAUCUCCAACCGUUGAGCUUUUCAAUUAUUUUAAUCUGGAUUUUUUUACUUCACAUGACGAAACUGAUGCGUCUGACGGCGUAGUUAAUGUUCUAGAAUCCUCUAACAUGGACCUGGAUAUUGACACAGAACUUCACUCGCCGUUAAGACUGGCACCAAUAAGAUUUACUGAUGACUGUAUAGGACUCGUUUGGUAUCACGGUGUAGGAAUGUACGGUUAUCGCCAAAUCCGCUUCAGGUGAAUCAUGGAACUAAAUUCCUUUUGAAAAUUACUAUAAAUUGCCCUGCAUCUCUUGCAAACGACCUAACAUCUACUUUUCAACAUAUUGUAAGCUCCAGCAAAAAUGUUUAA